Sipha flava (yellow sugarcane aphid) is the source of this 1581-nucleotide messenger RNA. It is a transcript of the gene Septin1, whose product is annotated as septin-1. Gene Ontology annotation, biological process: regulation of exocytosis; cell division; cytoskeleton-dependent cytokinesis. Bases 340 to 1416 code for a protein of 358 amino acids. Gene Ontology annotation, cellular component: synaptic vesicle; cell division site; septin complex. Gene Ontology annotation, molecular function: GTPase activity; GTP binding; molecular adaptor activity. The record is from RefSeq and is a predicted model, not a curated record. Lineage: Eukaryota; Metazoa; Arthropoda; Insecta; Hemiptera; Aphididae. The transcript is spliced from 9 exons.
UAACAAAAAAAGGCUAUAGGAUAAGCAUAUAACGUCAUUAUUAUUUUAAGUCGGCAACUCAGUAUUUCAACAGUGCUUGUCGACGAUAUAUAUCCAAUUGUUAACUUUUCGCUGACUUGCCGUUCGACAAAUCGACCGUGAGUCCGCAUUUUCCCAUUUUGUCUCGUUCUAGAUCUAGAAUUUGAGAAAGACAACUAGUGAAAGCUAAACGGUGGAAAAAAACCGGUAUUUGCCGCAGACGUCGCUUUUCUCAAUCUCCGAACAUCUCAACUUACCUAAACUCGAUACCGUGUUUUUUCACUAAUUUUAUCACCAAUUUCCAGCACUUUAUCAACAAAAAUGUCCAACGAUUCUAUUAAAUCGUUCAAUAACCUAGAAUCACCAGGUUUUGUUGGUUUUGCUAAUUUACCAAAUCAAGUUCACCGCAAAUCAGUGAAGAAAGGCUUUGAAUUCACACUCAUGGUAGUUGGAGAGUCAGGUUUGGGAAAGUCAACUCUUGUGAAUAGUCUGUUUUUGACGGACUUGUAUCCCGAACGUACUAUUCCUGAUGCCAUAGCGAAAACCAAACAAACAGUAAAAUUAGAUGCAUCCACUGUUGAAAUCGAAGAACGUGGUGUCAAACUACGGCUUACAGUAGUCGAUACUCCUGGUUUUGGUGAUGCCAUAGAUAAUUCUGAUAGUUUUCGAGCUAUUAUCCAAUAUAUUGAUGAGCAAUAUGAACGAUUCUUAAAAGAUGAAAGUGGAUUGAACAGACGUCAUAUUAUUGAUAAUCGUGUUCAUUGUUGUUUUUAUUUUGUUUCUCCGUUUGGCCAUGGAUUAAAGCCACUAGAUAUAGAGUUAAUGAAAAAAUUGCACAAUAAAGUGAAUAUAGUUCCUGUAAUUGCUAAAUCAGAUGUUCUUACAAAAAAAGAAAUACAAAAGCUUAAGAAAAGAAUACUAGAAGAAAUUAAUGCUAAUGGCAUUAAAAUUUAUCCAUUACCUGACUGUGACAGUGAUGAAGAUGAAGAUUACAAAGAACAGGUAAAGCAAUUGAAAGAAGCUGUACCAUUUGCUGUUUGUGGUGCAAACCAAUUAUUAGAAGUCCGCGGUAAAAAAGUUCGAGGACGAUUCUAUCCUUGGGGUGUUGUCGAAGUUGAAAAUCCUGAGCAUUGUGAUUUCAUUAAAUUACGUACUAUGCUCAUUACUCACAUGCAAGAUCUUCAAGAAGUAACACAAGAAGUGCAUUAUGAAAACUAUCGAUCCGAACGUUUAGCAAAAGGAGUACCUGUUCCAAAAAGAACUACAUCGCUCCCAGAACACGAAAAAAAUGCUGGUUCAGAAAAAGAUAGAAUUUUGCUAGAAAAAGAAGCAGAACUGAAACGUAUGCAAGAUGUUAUUGCAAAAAUGCAAGCUCAAAUACAACAACAAACACCUUAAUUUAAUUUUUAUGUUAAUCAUUUCUGUACAUUUUUUAUUUUUUUUACCAACAAAAUGGAUAGUAUAAUGAUGCCAUUAUUCCCAACAAUUUUAUUCUCCUGAUUAGUGUACUUUAUAUAAGAUUUAAAAUUACAAACCUAUAAAUUAAACAACUAUUUUAUUAUA